AUGUACUCUUCACUCUCGGCUCUUUCUCUUUACUCAAACUCUCUUUCUUUCCUCCAAUGGGUCUACGUCAAUUUCCUCAGACCUGCCAAGAAUCUAAAAAGGUACAGAUCUUGGGCACUCAUCACCAGACCUAUCGAUGGCAUUAGCAAGGCCUUCACCUUCCAACUGGCUCGGAAGGGGCUCAAUCUGAUCUUGGUAGGUCAUAAUCCGGACAAACUCCAGGACGUCUUGAACGCUGUCUUGGCCAAGUACGGCAAAACCCAAAUCAAGACCGUCGUGGUCGACUUCACCGGCGACCUCGAAGACGGCGUCAAGCGCAUUCAGGAGACGAUUGAAGGGUUAGAUGUGGGACUUUUGAUUAACAACGUUGGGAUUUCGUACUUGUAUGCUUGGUUCUUUCAUGAGGUGGAUUCGGAGCUGCUCAGAGGAACUUAA
Messenger RNA from Pyrus x bretschneideri (Chinese white pear), 435 nucleotides. Its product is annotated as very-long-chain 3-oxoacyl-CoA reductase 1-like. Gene Ontology annotation, molecular function: ketoreductase activity. Bases 1 to 435 code for a protein of 144 amino acids. The transcript has a single exon. Gene Ontology annotation, cellular component: endoplasmic reticulum. Lineage: Eukaryota; Viridiplantae; Streptophyta; Magnoliopsida; Rosales; Rosaceae. The record is from RefSeq and is a predicted model, not a curated record.